AUGUGUUUUGCUGUCCUGGAAACUCCUUUUGUUGGAAAAGAGACUGUGCAGACAACAGAAGACCAGAUCUUGAAAAGGGAUAUGCCACCCGCGUUUAUCAAAGUGGAGAAUGCCUGCACCAAACUUGUUCGGGCAGCCCAGAUGCUGCAAGCAGAUCCUUAUUCUGUACCAGCUCGUGACUAUCUCAUUGAUGGAUCAAGAGGCAUCCUUUCUGGAACGUCAGACUUGCUUCUGACAUUCGAUGAAGCUGAGGUCCGUAAAAUCAUCCGUGUCUGCAAAGGAAUUUUGGAAUAUCUGACUGUGGCGGAAGUAGUAGAGACUAUGGAGGAUUUGGUGACAUACACAAAGAAUCUAGGGCCAGGUUUGAUUUGCUGCAAAUACAUGAAUACUGUGAAGGAGCUAUUGCCAGUACUUAUUUCAGCUAUGAAGAUUUUUGUAACCACAAAAAAUUCUAAAAGCCAUGGAAUAGAAGAGGCCCUAAAAAAUCGCAAUUUCACAGUAGAGAAAAUGAGUGCUGAGAUAAAUGAAAUAAUCCGUGUAUUACAGCUCACUUCCUGGGAUGAAGAUGCCUGGGCCAGCAAGGACACUGAAGCCAUGAAAAGAGCUUUGGCCUUAAUAGAUUCGAAGAUGAACCAGGCAAAAGGCUGGCUGAGAGAUCCAAAUGCACCUCCGGGGGAUGCUGGUGAGCAAGCAAUAAGGCAGAUCCUUGAUGAAGCUGGAAAAGCGGGAGAACUAUGUGCAGGCAAAGAACGCAGAGAGAUUCUGGGAACCUGCAAAACACUGGGCCAGAUGACUGAUCAGGUGGCUGAUCUCCGAGCUAGGGGACAGGGUGCUACACCAAUGGCUAUGCAGAAAGCACAACAGGUGUCACAAGGUCUGGACUUGCUCACUGCAAAAGUGGAGAAUGCAGCCCGCAAAUUGGAGGCCAUGACAAACUCUAAGCAGGCAAUUGCUAAGAAGAUUGACGCUGCUCAGAAUUGGCUAGCAGAUCCUAAUGGGGGCAGCGAAGGAGAAGAACAUAUUCGGGGAAUUAUGGCUGAAGCAAGGAAAGUUGCAGAAUUAUGCGAAGAGCCUAAGGAAAGAGAUGAUAUCCUUCGCUCCUUGGGAGAAAUCUCUGCUUUGACAGCUAAGCUGUCAGAUCUACGAAGACAUGGAAAAGGUGACUCUCCAGAGGCCCGUGCAUUGGCUAAGCAAAUAGCUACAUCACUUCAGAAUUUACAGUCCAAAACAAACAGGGCUGUAGCAAAUACUAGGCCAGUUAAGGCAGCUGUCCAUUUGGAAGGCAAAAUUGAGCAAGCUCAAAGGUGGAUAGACAAUCCUACCGUUGACGAUCGAGGAGUAGGCCAGGCAGCAAUUCGGGGACUGGUUGCGGAAGGUCGUCGUUUAGCCAAUGUUAUGAUGGGACCUUAUCGUCAAGACCUGCUAGCCAAAUGUGACCGUGUAGACCAGCUGGCUGCUCAGCUAGCUGACCUCGCAGCGAGAGGGGAGGGAGAGUCUCCUCAGGCUAGGGCAGUUGCUGCUCAGCUGCAGGACUCACUGAAGGAUCUUAAAACACGGAUGCAAGAAGCAAUGACCCAGGAGGUUUCUGAUGUUUUUAGUGACACUACUACUCCCAUUAAAUUGUUAGCAGUAGCAGCCACUGCUCCUUCUGAUGCUCCCAAUAGGGAUGAGGUGUUUGAUGAAAGAGCAGCAAACUUUGAAAACCAUGCUGCCAGACUGGGAGCUACAGCAGAAAAAGCAGCUGCAGUUGGAACGGCUAAUAAAACUACUGUGGAAGGCAUUCAGGCAACUGUGAAAUCAGCAAGAGAACUUACCCCCCAGGUAGUAUCAGCUGCCCGUAUUCUCCUGAGGAAUCCUGGAAAUCAAGCUGCUUAUGAGCAUUUUGAGACCAUGAAAAACCAAUGGAUUGAUAAUGUAGAAAAAAUGACAGGGUUGGUGGAUGAAGCCAUUGAUACCAAGUCUCUGUUAGAUGCAUCAGAAGAGGCUAUUAAGAAAGAUCUUGAUAAAUGCAAAGUUGCAAUGGCCAAUAUUCAACCUCAGAUGCUGGUGGCUGGUGCUACCAGCAUUGCUAGACGAGCAAACCGAAUCCUACUGGUUGCAAAACGGGAGGUUGAAAAUUCAGAGGACCCUAAAUUCCGGGAGGCUGUUAAAGCAGCCUCUGAUGAGCUAAGCAAAACUAUAUCACCAAUGGUAAUGGAUGCAAAAGCCGUGGCAGGAAACAUUUCUGAUCCUGGUUUGCAAAAGAGUUUCUUGGAUUCUGGAUACAGAAUCCUGGGAGCCGUAGCCAAAGUCAGAGAAGCCUUCCAGCCUCAGGAACCAGAUUUUCCGCCGCCUCCUCCAGACCUUGAGCAGCUUCAUCUGACUGAUGAGCUUGCCCCUCCAAAACCACCACUACCAGAAGGUGAAGUUCCCCCACCUAGACCGCCACCACCUGAAGAAAAGGAUGAAGAGUUCCCAGAGCAGAAAGCAGGGGAAGCUAUUAAUCAGCCCAUGAUGAUGGCUGCUAGACAGUUGCAUGAUGAAGCUCGGAAAUGGUCUAGCAAGCCUGAUGUGACUGUGAUUAAUGAAGCCGCUGAGGCUGGUGUAGAUAUAGAUGAGGAGGAUGAUGCAGAUGUUGAAUUCACUCUCCCCUCUGACACUGAAGAUGAUUACGAGCCUGAGCUGCUGUUAAUGCCAACCAAUCAGCCUGUUAACCAGCCCAUUCUGGCCGCUGCUCAGUCUCUACAUCGAGAAGCAACCAAGUGGUCUAGUAAGGGUAACGACAUCAUUGCUGCCGCUAAACGAAUGGCGCUGCUAAUGGCAGAGAUGUCUCGCCUGGUGAGAGGCGGUAGCGGAAACAAGCGCGCGCUUAUUCAGUGCGCGAAGGAUAUUGCUAAAGCAUCGGAUGAAGUUACUCGGCUGGCCAAAGAGGUGGCAAAGCAAUGCACUGACAAGCGCAUUAGAACUAACCUCUUGCAGGUCUGCGAGCGAAUCCCAACCAUCAGUACACAACUCAAAAUCCUCUCCACUGUCAAAGCUACCAUGCUGGGCAGAACUAAUAUCAGUGAUGAAGAAUCAGAACAGGCAACUGAGAUGUUGGUUCAUAAUGCUCAGAACCUCAUGCAAUCUGUAAAGGAAACUGUGAGAGAAGCUGAAGCAGCUUCCAUUAAGAUUAGAACAGAUGCUGGAUUCACCCUUCGCUGGGUCAGAAAGACUCCAUGGUAUCAGUAGACACUCGCCCCAUAAGUAUUGUUUUCUGUAACAUAAAAUGCCUCUUUUUGGAAACAGAAGAAAAAUAUUAACAGCAAAAGGUGCUGUAAACGAGCUUAAAAUUAGCUUAUGCUAAUGCCCCAUUCUAAGGGUAUGAGUUUUAUGUAUAUGCAUUUCAAGUAUCUUCGGAAAGCGUUUGGUAUCAAACACGUCAUAAUUGCUUCCGAUAGUAGCCAGUUUUUAUCCUUUUUUGCUUUUGAAGAUUUGAAUCUUCAUGAAUUCUGUAAUCCCAGAAGCACAUUUCAUUUAUGCACUGUACGUUCUAGUAAUUUCCAUGUGGUGAUAUGCAUGGACUUCACUUUGAGCUUGUACCGAAAGUCUGAGACACUAACAGUGUUACUUGGCGCAAUGAUACAGGGAUAAUCAUUGAUAUAUAAACAUUCAACUUUUCAAAGAGAUUUUAGUUAGCUAUUCUUAAACCAUGCAGAAAUGAUGAAAAGUGUGUUUAAAAAAAAAAAAAAACAGUAAGGAGGGCAGAACACUUGUGAAGUGAGGAUGAAAAACCCGUUGCUGAAAUUGUUUUUUUUUUUUCUUUUCUUGCUGUUAAUUUUGCUUGGCAACAAUAAUUUAAGUCAACAAAAACUGGAGCUGUCUUUGUCACCCUGUUGCCAUCCUCUAGGUGGGCAUUCCAGAGCUCUUAUUCUGUCCUGAAAUGCUUCACAGUGGAUGUUUGUGGCACGCCAUGGGCAGCUUGAGCCUUAUGAUUGAAGGCCUUAAAUCACAGAACUUUUUCUUUCUUGCUUAGUUUAGUGAUGUGAGCUGAAAAAUCUUGGUUCUCUUAAGCUAGCUGCACAUACCCAAAACAAAGAUAAUCAUGUCCAGGAUCAGCAAAUGUCAUGCCCUGGCUCUUUCACUUUGAAAACCAAAUGAUCACAUACAUAUAGCAUUAUUCUAAUUUUUCUUUCAUCUCUCCAUCUAAUGUUAUUCCAGUCACUGACGGUAGAAAUUAAAAGAUGAACAACAAUGUUCAAUUCAAGAAGCCUCUCUGCCCUUCUUUCUAGCAAUGAAAUAGCAGUUGCAUAAGCUUGUCCAAAUCCAAGUGCUGCAGGGACACGAAAUCCUAUAUUUAGGUAGCCAGAUGACAACUGACAGUCAGUUGUUCCUAAUACUAAACCUUUCAGAUAUUUUUACUGUUUUUAAACAUAUUUAGAGGCCUGAAGUUCAAAAACCUUUUCAAGUCCUAGUAAUAGUAAAUUGAACAAAGUGUUAGUAUGUCUUUUAAAAAAAAAAAAUUUGUUAGUAAAAUAUACUUGAUAUUUUUAUGCUUCCAUAAUUGAACAUGCCUUUAUAUAUAUUCAUGUUAAUUGCUCAAUAGUCUCCUUUGGCAUUUGACAAAAAAGGGAAUUAUUGUUUUAGAAUGGGUCUCUGUAUGUUUACAAGGAACUCUUUCAAACUUCUACCCAGAGCAGCAUUGACAUUAUGAGGACCCUUUAAUUUCCAUUUACUAAAAAUUGUUGCAUGGUUGAACCACCUUGAUUAAAGUGCCCUUGUGGAAAAACUGCUCGGUUAGCCUAACAAAUGAAAAGCAGAGACACAAUAUAGUCAGUUGUUCUUUGCCUGUCUGUAACAGUUAUUCUACACUUGGAUUUUCUUUAUUCCCCUUUCCUGCACUGUUUUCUUAAAAGGGAAGUUAAACUGAUUAUAAGACAUCUGCCUCAAACUGACUGUAGCAAGAGAAAGUGUGUUCCUCCUUAAUUCACUCCCUGUGUCUGGGUAUUAUGAAGCACAUGGUACUUAAGAUCUUUCCUUAGUAUUCUCUUCCUGUAAUUACCUGUAACAGGAAGAGUAAGGAAGGGAUGCCAGAGCCUUAACCUGAACGUCUUGCGUUUGGUUGGUUUAUACCAGAUCUUUAACGUAAUUGUAAUGUAGUCAUUUCUAUUUAACAGUGAAUAACACUGAAUAGGUAGGGGUUAUUUUUAAGCAGUCCUCUGAAGAGUCUUCCUGUAUUUCUUUUCAAUGCUUCUCCCUCCCCUCCCUGUCUGCCGCCCCCUCCCCCCCAAUUCAGACUUCUCCAUGAGACUUUUUUUUAGCAUCACUGUUUAGUUGCUUGACUGAUAUUAAUGCAAUAUUACUAAUGCCUUUAAUACAUAAUUGUUUAUGCCAAAGAUCACUUUUUGUUUAUUGAGGAGUGUUUGUGGGAAAGUUAUGAAUCAUGGUUGCCUUUGAUACUCUGAGAAUGUUUGCUAUGAGUUCUUGAACUGUUUUGUAGAAGCCGAGAUGCUUGUCCACCUUAUGCAAUUACUGCUUUUUUUGAACACUAUUGGUCUUCAUACCUGAAACGCAGCAAAAUUUGAAAAAGACCAUGAAUGUCUGUUAGAAAUGUUUUACCACUAUAAAACUUCAUUUAUAAACCAAAAUGUGUUAUAUAGUCUAAUGUUUUCAACCUUUUUCUUUGGUUCUGUUAAAACAAUAAAAAUGCAUUUGUACAAAUGUUAGCUUGAGUUUUACAAGUUCUGAACAGAAGGGUGCAAAACUCUUGAAACAGGAAAAGAGGACUAGACAAGUUGGGCUUUUUCUCUUGCACUAGUAAAAUUAGCAAUGAAAACUAUUUAUUGGAAGCUGUGGCCCAGUGG
Struthio camelus australis is the source of this 5822-nucleotide messenger RNA. NCBI's taxonomy places the organism in Eukaryota, Metazoa, Chordata, Aves, Struthioniformes, Struthionidae. The record is from RefSeq and is a predicted model, not a curated record.